This is a messenger RNA of Trichoderma breve, 363 nucleotides long. RefSeq lists its product as uncharacterized. Lineage: Eukaryota; Fungi; Ascomycota; Sordariomycetes; Hypocreales; Hypocreaceae. Bases 1 to 363 code for a protein of 120 amino acids. The transcript is spliced from 2 exons. The record is from RefSeq and is a predicted model, not a curated record.
AUGGACUACAUAAACAAGCUUACUGGCUCUUCAAACGAUGCAGAGAACAAUGGACAAGAGCGCCGCUCAGAAGAUUUUGAUACCAACAACGCCAACCAAGAAGGGAACAGCGGCGGCGGCUUCAUGGACAAGAUGAACAGCAUGGCCGGCGGAGGAGCUCAAGGCGAGAAGAAUGAAGAUAUGCUCGACAAGGCUGUUGAUUUUGUGCAAGAAAAGUUCAUGGGCCAGGGCGAUCAGAGCAACGAGUCGGCGGCGGAACAGGCCAAAGAUGAGGCCAUCUCGGAUUUUAUCCGUGACAAGUACAAGGACACAACGGGAAGUGACUUUCCCAUCAAGGACAAGGAUAGGCAAUAUGGUCUCUAG